CAAUGCCACCUUACUUCUCAUGGCAGAUGCUGUGAAUACCCCUUUAAACUCCAUCUCUAUCAUUCCUUUUCUUGUAUAGAUAUCAAGACUUUUACAACCCUCUCUAACAAACGCAAAAAAAACUCAAAAGCAUUUUUGAUGUUUUCCAACUGGGUUAUUUAAGUACUUAAUAUACGGGUACUUUUGUUUGAAAGCCUUUGACAGUUUUCAUUUCAAACAUCGUAAGCUUUUAGCCGAAGAACCACCAACCAAGAUAAGCAUGGACCCCAGAUGACUGAUUGAAAAGAAAUUGGCUAAAUAUUUAAAGGUGAAAGUUGCUUUUUGCUGAAUUCUUGAUGUUUUGUCCAUGUGAUGGAUUUCCGGAAAUAUUUCCAUAUAACCCCAUACAUUAAUGAUGCAUUCCAUUUCAUAAAGACUAAAUAGAAAGGUUUCCUUGCGACACGCUACGCAUAAUUAAUGUAUGGGGUUAUAUGGAAAUCUUGCCGGAUUUCCUCCAUAUAAAAGCGAAUAGUGUUGCUGGGUUGAAUUUUGGAGUGGUUAGCUUUAACAAAAAAACGACAAAAAUAUGUAUCCAUCCCUCAAUUAAUUAAUUUGCUAAUGAUUAUUUCGAUGAUGUACUCUCGACUAUGACUUCACAAAUUCUUUGCCAUUCUAAGGCUGGGAACUAGAAAAAUGAUCCACCUUGAAUUUGCUCCUAAAUCCUCGAGUUCGUCUAGCGGAAUAUUGACUCUCAACUUAACUUUUAUUCGAAGAAGGGAAAUAGAUUCCUUGCCGUAAUCCUUCAUCGCUCCCAGCGUAUCAUCGCGGAACUUUUGUGCGCAGCCAGGCGGAGAAGAGAAAGAUUGGGGCGAGUACAAAGGUUUUUAGUGAAGGCCGUUCAAGGUGACCGAAGAAGUAUUUAUCGAGCUGAAAUGACAGCCUGAAUAUUUUUACUCUAAGUCACGAUAGGGAAGGGAAUUCUGGCUAGCACGAUGGCGUUCAGAGCGGGAAGGCAUAUUUUAAGUGCCUUUAAGCCUGUGAGCGUGUCAUCAUUUCGGCGCUUUCUUCACACGUCGAAACCAACUUCAACUUUUGCCAAAGAUCUGUUUCUGGGACGUUGCAAUAAGGAGGAAGUUUUCCCAUAUCCAGACCCAUUGAAUGAAGAACAACGAGAAACCCUUAACAUGCUUGUUGAACCAGUUGAAAAGUAUUUUGUUGAGAAAGUUGAUUCUGCCCAGAUUGACAAAACAGCUAAAAUUCCUCAAGAAGUUAUGGAAGGACUGAAAGAACUUGGUUUGUUUGGUCUGCUGAUCCCUGAAGAAUAUGGUGGCCUUGGUCUUCUAAAUACAAAUUAUGCCCGGGUUUGUGAAGCUUUCACAGAUGCUAGUAUUGCCGUGACACUGAUGGCACAUCAAUCCAUUGGUCUGAAGGGAAUUCUUCUUCUUGGAACUGAAGAGCAAAAGCAAAAAUAUUUACCAAGACUAGCUUCUGGUGAACACAUGGCUGCAUUUUGUCUUACAGAACCCUCAAGUGGAAGCGAUGCAGCAUCAAUCCAGACCAAAGCAACUUUAAGCAAGGAUGGCAAACAUUUUCUUCUCAAUGGUUCAAAGAUUUGGAUCUCUAAUGGAGGAUGGGCUGACAUAAUGACGGUCUUUGCCAGGACUACUCACACCAAUGACAAGGGUGAAAAGCAAGACAAAAUAACUGCUUUUAUUGUGGAAAGAGAAUUUGGAGGUGUGACGAGUGGAAAACCAGAGGAUAAACUUGGAAUUAGAGGCUCAAAUACAUGUGAACUCCAUUUUGACAACACUCCAAUUCCAAUUGAAAAUGUUCUUGGAACUGUUGGUGGUGGAUUUAAGGUGGCUAUGAACAUCUUGAACAGUGGCAGGUUUGGUAUCGGAGCAUGUGCUGCAGGUGGACUGAGAGGGCUGAUAGUUGCAGCAGCAGAGCAUGCCACUACAAGAAAACAAUUCAACAGGACUUUGUCAGGAUUUGGACAGAUUCAGGAGAAGUUUGCAUGUAUGGCAUUGAAACAAUAUACAAUUGAGUCCAUGGCGUACCUGACAACUGGGAUGUUGGACGGUGGUGAGGAAGACGCUUCGGUGGAGGCUGCCAUGUGCAAGGUUUGUUGUUGGAAACCCAGAUUUGACAUUUGUACAAUGAAAGCCUCCAAAGCUUUCGCUUCUGGAACAAAUGAAAUCCUUAGAAUGUACAUAGCACUUGCUGGUAUGCAACAUGCGGGGAAACACUUGCAAGCAGUGUUAAAAUACCUGAAGAACCCUUUUGGAAAUGUUGAAUUCGUGACGGACUUCGUGAAGAAUAGAGCUCUCUAUGCCUUGGGACUAAAGGGAAACCUCCAGGGAAUUGCCGAAGUUACGCAUCCACAAUUGGCGGACAGCGUCAAGAAAUUGGAAGAAAAUAUUGCUGAUUUUGGAAGGAUAUCUGAAAACUUGCUGUCCAAGUUUGGAAAGAAUAUCGUCGAAGAGCAAUUUUUGCUGAAAAGAAUGGCAGAUGUAGCCAUUAACUUGUAUGGUAUGACGGCUGUGAUCUCCAGAGCAACAAGGUCUAUCAACCGGGGCUCAUCGAGCGCCAGUCAUGAGGCACUUCUUGUGGAUACUAUAUGCAAAGAAAAAUACCAUGCCAAUCAUUCCCUCCUCAAAGAAGUCAAAUCAGGAGAGAAGAGUAAUGGAGACGAACAACUUAAGAAAAUUGCAGACGACAUUUUUAACAGUGGAGGACCAGUGGCACCUCAUGCUCUUACUGUCUGAAGACCUUAUAAUUUAUUCGAAUGUAAAUAUUUAUGUAAAUAAAUUAAUGUUAAGGUUUUAAACCGGAACGAAGACAAACUCGAAGACAAUGGAAAGAGACCCAUUGCAGGCCAAUGAAGAUAAUUGUUAUAAAAAAACUUUACGAAAUGGUCAUCGUUUUUCUGAGGUAUAAUUUUCUUUUCGUUGACCCUACAGCUAAGCUAAUAUUUUUACAGGUAUGAAAGAGGACUCUAUCUCAACGAACUGUAUGUUAUUGUUGCGCCCUUAGAAAUGCGUAGUAUUAACCCUUUAAUUUCUCAAGAUCUGAUUGAUAAUUCUCCCCUCUGGCUGCUACGCAUUUCCUUGUAAAUGAGUC
This is a messenger RNA of Stylophora pistillata, 3102 nucleotides long. Its product is annotated as complex I assembly factor ACAD9, mitochondrial. Lineage: Eukaryota; Metazoa; Cnidaria; Anthozoa; Scleractinia; Pocilloporidae. The record is from RefSeq and is a predicted model, not a curated record. Gene Ontology annotation, molecular function: acyl-CoA dehydrogenase activity; flavin adenine dinucleotide binding.